Messenger RNA from Monopterus albus (swamp eel), 3159 nucleotides. It is a transcript of the gene ppp1r16b, whose product is annotated as protein phosphatase 1, regulatory subunit 16B. The coding region runs from base 303 to 1970 and encodes 555 amino acids. The record is from RefSeq and is a predicted model, not a curated record. NCBI's taxonomy places the organism in Eukaryota, Metazoa, Chordata, Actinopteri, Synbranchiformes, Synbranchidae. The transcript has 11 exons. Gene Ontology annotation, molecular function: protein binding; enzyme inhibitor activity; myosin phosphatase regulator activity. Gene Ontology annotation, cellular component: cytoplasm. Gene Ontology annotation, biological process: establishment of endothelial barrier; regulation of sprouting angiogenesis.
GACUCGGCAGACGCACACACACGCGCACAAACAAACAGUCACAGGGUCGUGCACCGAGCUUGUCUUUCCGGCUCUUCCGUGUCUUUACUAACGGGAUAAGUUGAAACCUGCGGGCAUAUCUGUGCUCCAUGUGAACAUCUCGACCCAGAGUGAGACUGUACUGUACUGCUGCUGAAAAGAUGAUGUUGAUGACAACAGAAGGAGGCCACGGCCAAAGGUGCUGCCCUUGCUAGAAUCAUACAUUUCCUCCCAAUUGCAUCCCUCCACCAUUAUCCAGUACUGCUGUCCUGCACACUGGCAUCAUGGCCAGCCACCUGGAGCUGAUCCAGGAGCUGCAGCAGCUGGACAAGGUGCCCAGUUUAGAGAGGCUGCGAGCAGCCCAGAAGCGCCGUACACAGCAGCUGAAGAGAUGGGCCAUGUAUGAAAAGGAGAUGCAGAACAAGAAGCGAAAGGCAGACAAGAAGGGGCGCAUCUUCAACCACCUCUACCAGACAGAGUCCAAAAGGCGUGUGUCAUUUGCCGCCAGCGUGGCGCUUCUGGAGGCAUCGGCCAGGAAUGAUCCGGAUGAAGUUCGUUACCUGCUGAGGAACAAUGUGAGUCCAGACCUCUGCAACGAAGAUGGUCUCACGGCCCUGCAUCAGUGUUGUAUAGAUAACUAUGAGGAGAUGGUGAAGAUCCUACUGGACCGAGGAGCCAGUGUCAACGCUCAGGACAAUGAGCUCUGGACUCCGCUACAUGCUGCUGCGACCUGUGGCCACACAGGACUGGUGAAGAUACUCAUCGCACAUGGUGCAGAUCUGCUGGCGGUCAACUCUGAUGGGAACAUGCCCUAUGACCUGUGCGAAGACGACCCAACACUGGACAUCAUUGAGACGGCUAUGGCCAACAGAGGUAUCACCCAGGAGAUGAUCAACGAGACACGAGCGUCAACGGAGAGGAGGAUGCUGGGAGACAUUCAAGAACUGCUGCGACAGGGAGAGGAGGUCAACCAGCAGGACUCUCAGGGAGGCACACUGCUCCAUAUUGCAGCGGCAAAUGGCUACGUGCAGGCUGCAGAGCUGCUGCUGGAGGGGGGAGCGCGCAUGGACCUGAGAGACUCAGAUGGAUGGCAGCCUCUUCAUGCUGCAGCAUGCUGGGGUCAGAUGCAUGUGGCAGAGCUGCUGGUGUCACAUGGAGCCAGUCUCAAUGCCAAGACCUUCCUCGAGGAGACUCCCAUUGAUCUGUGCGAGGAUGAGGAGUUCAGAGCCAUCUUGUUGGAUCUGAAGCACAAACAUGACAUUAUAAUGAAGUCACAGCUCAAACACAAGACAUCACUGUGUAGGCGAACGUCCAGCGCAGGCAGUCGUGGAAAAGUGGUGCGGCGAGCCAGCCUGUCUGACAGACACAACUUGUGUCGUAAGGAGUAUGAGACGGAGGCCAUUGUCUGGAGGGGAGGGAGGGAGGAGGAGGAGGAGAAAGAGAAAGAGUCUGAUCAGGAGAAUAACCAAGUGAUGGAUGUCAAGCCCGUUGUAACUGUGGAUCUGCCAGACAAGCCCAAGCUCCCCACCAUCCUCAAAGAUGGCAGCAGCAAACAGAACGGCCUCAUCCCCAUGACAACAUCAGUGCCACAGCAGCCGGCCUCCAAUGGCAACGUGCAAUCGUCCGAUAAGGGUGUUGUCAUCACCACCCAGCCCGCCCAGGAGGAAGUCUUGACCAGAGAGCGCGCUCAGACUCUGUCGGAGCUCAAGAAACAGAGGGCCGCCGCCAAAUUGUUGAAUCACCCCUUGUUCAACGGCCACCUAGGUAAUGGCUCCACAGACGCCACUGCUGAUGCCAAACCCAACUCUGAGGACCCCCGCAUGCCGCAGGUUUCCUCUAAUGGCAGUGCGGUUUACUACACGCCAGCCAGCGGCGACCCACCCCUCCUCAAGCUGAGACAGCCAAUAGAGGAAGAACAGUCGAAGGUGCGGACCUGCUGCUGCAUGUCAUAGCGCUGUAGUCACUGUUUGCACAGAGGAGGGAAGCAAGCAAUGUACUCUAGGGGGGAGGAAAGCAAGAGGGGCUGUCCUGUCUUUUAACAUCCUCCCCUACUUUGAAACUUCCUCCAGAGGAGAUGGGGGGAGGCUGAUGAAGGUCUAGAAACGUUUCCAUUCACCUCCCUGUCACGACUCCUGUUGCAACUGAAGAAACCUCCCAAAUGGAAGGAUGUUUCAGCUGUAGCAGAGAAAAGGGACCGAGCAGUGCCACUGUUUUCCUUCAGAUGCCACCUGGACUAAAAUUCGUCUCCUUACAAGACAUGCCAAAUGUAUAGAAAGAGCACGAGAAGCUAUUUCUCUGUCCCUGUGUACCUUUGAGAAUCAAAGGGUGGACAGUUUUUAAGCUUUUUGCCUGGAAAGGGUCAAGUUUUGAAUCAGGAGAGUGGAGACAAUCCCAAGGUACUGCAUGCUCUGCCCUCAGAGAGAAAAAUGAGAACCUACAAAUGGAUGGUUAUCACAUAAAUAAACAUUUCCUUUAUGAAACCACAACGCCCAUCCUUUUCACCAUAUUCUUGCCAUUUUCAAAAUGUGCAUGAAGGCCAACACAGAGCAGCCCAGAUAUAUUGUGUUGCAUCGUGUUGCAUCAAACUGCUGAACGUAGCAAAAAAAGAGACUAGGUAUCUUCUUCCAUGUUGAAAUACGGUCUGCACAGAUUAAGGGAAGGAACGCCAUUAAACAGUGUUAAAAUAUUCAGGAAGUGUACUUCUACCAUGAGAGACAACAGGAAAGAAUAUUACUCUGCACUGUUGUUUGACUGUCACUGUGUUCCGUCAACAACUGUCCUCUCAUAUCAAUCCUAACCUGACAGCUCACAUUCUGAUUUAUACAUUAUCCACUUUGUGCUCACUCACAUAGAUAAUUUAAGCGGACAUCUUUGGAAAUUACUGUACAUUUCUUUAUUUAUGAAAUUAAUGUAAUGUGUAAAAUACAUUAUGGUUCCUAAAGUUGAGUGUAUUUAUUACUUGGAUGUUGUGUGGAGAAUGUGAAUGCAAUAUAAGAUGAGCUGGAGAAUCGUCUGGCAAAGCACCUUCAGCAUGGAAACGGAUGAAGUGAAGUAAAGGUUACUGUCUGCUAUAUGUAUACAAUAUUAAAAAUACAAACAAACCAUCCUGCUGGGAUGGAUUCAUAUUUGUGUCACUACAAA